This is a messenger RNA of Eutrema salsugineum, 968 nucleotides long. Its product is annotated as glutathione S-transferase U10. Gene Ontology annotation, cellular component: cytoplasm. Lineage: Eukaryota; Viridiplantae; Streptophyta; Magnoliopsida; Brassicales; Brassicaceae. The coding region runs from base 70 to 768 and encodes 232 amino acids. Gene Ontology annotation, molecular function: glutathione transferase activity. The transcript has 2 exons. The record is from RefSeq and is a predicted model, not a curated record. Gene Ontology annotation, biological process: glutathione metabolic process.
CCCAAAAAAAUUUGGGUACGUAAGAGAAAGUAAAAAAAAACAAGAAAAAAAAAACAGAGUUUUGAAAGAAUGGAGGAAGAGAAGAGUAAAGUGACACUACAUGGGAUGUGGGCAAGCACAUACUCGAAGAGGGUUGAAAUCGCCCUUAAACUCAAGGGUAUACCCUUCAAGUAUGUCGAAGAAGAUCUAAAGAACAAGUCGGAUUCGCUGAUUCAACUCAACCCGGUUCACAAAAAGAUUCCUCUCCUUGUCCAUGAUGGUAAACCACUCGCUGAAUCACAAGUGAUUCUUGAAUACAUCGAUGAAACGUGGAAGAACUCUCCUCGUCUCUUGCCAGAAGAUCCUUAUGAAAAGGCCCAGGUCCGGUUCUGGGUCAGCUACAUCAUCCAACAGGUGUAUGAGGUCUUUGGUCGUAUUCUGUUCCAAGAGGGUAAAGCUCUAGCAAAGUCUGUAGAAGAGGCUCAAGAGAGACUCAGAGUUCUUGAAGAGGGACUCAAGAAGCAUUUCCCAAACAAAAUACUCAGAGAGAAUGAUGAUGUUGGGCUUUUGGAGAUAAUCAUCUUCACUUCUUUUGGAGCCCACAAAGUUUAUCAUGAAGCACUCGGUGUAGAGAUAAUUGAUCCAGUGGACACUCCGACUUUAUACAACUGGAUAGAGCGCCUGCAGGAACUGACUGUGAUGAAAGAAUGUGAAGUGCCUCAUGAUAAGUUGGUGACCUCAAUCCAGAACUAUAGACAAGAGCAUCUCCAGAAGACUGCAAAUGCGUAAAGAGAUUAAAAUGUUGGUCAAUGGUUUUAAUGUCCCAGAAAAUAAGAGUUUUAAGAGUUCGAUUAUUAUUUGACAGUAAAAAAUAAUUCCUUGAAACAGUUAUUUAUGAACUUAUGGCAGUUACUAAUGUAUGAUAAUAAAACUAAAUAAAUCAUUUGUGGUAUCUCCAUGCUUUCAAUAGCCACUUGAUACACUUUGUU